Messenger RNA from Hippocampus comes (tiger tail seahorse), 1520 nucleotides. RefSeq names its product potassium voltage-gated channel subfamily A member 1-like. Gene Ontology annotation, cellular component: membrane; neuronal cell body; dendrite. Gene Ontology annotation, biological process: action potential; protein homooligomerization; potassium ion transmembrane transport. The transcript has a single exon. NCBI's taxonomy places the organism in Eukaryota, Metazoa, Chordata, Actinopteri, Syngnathiformes, Syngnathidae. The coding region runs from base 24 to 1508 and encodes 494 amino acids. Gene Ontology annotation, molecular function: delayed rectifier potassium channel activity; protein binding. The record is from RefSeq and is a predicted model, not a curated record.
AAAAAAAAAAAAGAAGAAGAAGAAUGACGGCGGUCUCAGGGGACAACGCGGACGAGUCGUCGGCCGCGGCGGGCCACCCCCAGGACACCUACCGGCCCCCCGACCACAACGACCACGAGUGCUGCGAGAGGGUGGUCAUCAACAUCGCCGGCCUCCGCUUCGAGACGCAGCUCAAGACCCUCUCCCAGUUCCCGGAGACGCUGCUGGGCAACCCCAAGAAGCGGAUGCGCUACUUCGACCCCCUGCGCAACGAGUACUUCUUCGACAGGAACCGGCCCAGCUUCGACGCCAUCCUGUACUACUACCAGUCCGGGGGGAGGCUGCGAAGGCCCGUCAACGUGCCCCUGGACAUGUUCUCGGAGGAGAUCAAGUUCUACGAGCUGGGGGCGGACGCCAUGGAGAGGUUCCGCGAAGACGAGGGCUUCAUCCGGGAGGAGGAGCGGCCCCUGCCCGACAAGGAGUUCCAGCGGCAGAUCUGGCUCCUCUUCGAGCACCCGGAGAGCUCGGGCCCGGCCCGCGGCAUCGCCAUCGUGUCCGUCAUGGUCAUCCUCAUUUCCAUCGUCAUCUUCUGCUUGGAGACCUUGCCGCAGCUCAAGGAGGAGCCGGCGGGGGGCCGCCCGGAGGCCGCCGCCGGCAACGGCACGGCCUACCGCAAGCCCAACAUCCUCACCGACCCCUUCUUCGUCAUCGAGACGCUCUGCAUCAUCUGGUUCUCCUUCGAACUGAUCGUGCGCUUCCUGGCGUGCCCCAGCAAGCCGGCCUUCUUCAAGAACAUGAUGAACACCAUCGACAUCGUGGCCAUCAUCCCGUACUUCAUCACGCUGGGCACCGAGCUGGCCGAGGACCCCGACGCCGAGGGGGUGGGCGAGCAGGCCACGUCCCUGGCCAUCCUCAGGGUGAUCCGUCUGGUGCGGGUCUUUCGGAUCUUCAAGCUCUCGCGCCACUCCAAGGGGCUGCAGAUCCUGGGCCAGACCCUCAAGGCCAGCAUGCGCGAGCUGGGCCUGCUCAUCUUCUUCCUGUUCAUCGGCGUCAUCCUCUUCUCCAGCGCCGUCUACUUCGCCGAGGCCGAGGAGAAGGAGUCCUACUUCACCAGCAUCCCCGACGCCUUCUGGUGGGCGGUGGUCUCCAUGACCACGGUGGGCUACGGCGACAUGGUGCCCAUCACCAUCGGGGGCAAGAUCGUGGGAUCCCUGUGCGCCAUCGCCGGCGUCUUGACCAUCGCGCUGCCCGUGCCCGUCAUCGUGUCCAACUUCAACUACUUCUACCACCGCGAGACGGAGGGCGAGGAGCAGGCCCAGCUGCUGAACGUCAGCGAGCCCGACCUGCCGUCCGACGCCGACUCCAGCCGCCGCGGCUCCUCCCUCGUCUGCAAGUCCGAGUACAUGGAGAUCGACGGCGACCUGAACAACAGCAUCGACAACUUCCGCGAGGCCAACCUCAGAACUGGCAACUGCGCUCUCGCCCAGCGCAACUGCGUCAGCGACAACAAGCUGCUCACGGACGUUUAGGCGCCAGCGGCG